GGGCAUAGUCUCAAAUCAUGUUCAUAAAGACCCUCCUCAUGACUCGUCAGUGCAAUAACGGCUUAACCAUUAACCUUGUCUAACCCUUGCAAACAUGUCCAUCUCCAUCUCGCCCUCUUUCAUCCACUAUCUCUUCUCAGCUGCUGGCCUUGCCGCGCUCGUAUCCUUGCUAGCGAGGUAUCUCUCACAAUCCCGACCCCAUAAAGAUCCCGUCCCCGCAUUUCUCAAGGACACCACUUCUACAGCACGAGCUUUGCCUGCUUCUUGGUACAGAUCUCCAGAAGUAUACGAGCUUGAACGACGGGCUAUCUUUGCUAAGAAAUGGAUCCUCACAACGCACAAGCUCAGAUUCACAGAGCCAGGCUCGUGGGUCAAGUUUGAGCAAGCAGGCUUCCAGUUCUUUCUUGUUAGGAAUAAACAGGGACAGAUCAAUGGAUUCCACAAUAUCUGUAGACAUCGAGCUUUUCCUAUCAUGACUGAAGAUAAGGGAAAGUCAAGUAUCCUCUCUUGCAAAUACCACGGUUGGUCAUACGGUCUCAAUGGCCAACUUGCAAAAGCUCCGGGAUAUGAUGACAUGAAAGGCUUCGAUAAGACAAAGAACGGUCUUCUGCCUAUCCACGUCCAUGUUGAUGCCAAAGGCUUCAUCUGGGUCAAUCUCGACUCUUCAAAAACGCCCGAGGACUUUUCAACUGAGUUCAAGAACAUCGAUCAAAUGGCAAGACAUGAGGGCUUCAAUUUCGAGGACUAUCACUUUGAUCAUACCUGGGGCAUGAGCGGAGACUACAACUGGAAGACGUUGGCUGAUAACUACAACGAAUGUUAUCACUGCAAGACCGCACAUCCAGAUGCAGCUGACGUUGCAGACCUAUCGGCAUAUCGAGUCGAUACCAAGGGCGGCAACAUUGAGCACUUUGCUAAUACGAAACCCGAGAUGGAGGAACAAGGCCUCAGGAUCGUGAGUAACUACUACUUCCCCAAUGCUUGCAUGACUGUCUCUCCCAACUUCUUCUACAUGAUGCGAUGCGUUCCUACUUCCCCCGGCCACUGCUCCAUGGAAUACGAAGUCUACAGACACAAGAACGCCACCGACGAAGGUUUCCAAACCAUCGACGCGAUGUUCAAGAGGAUCUUGGCUGAGGAUAAAUGGCUCUGCAAUAACGCGCAAAAGAACCUUAACGCCGGCGUUUUUGUGAAUGGUGAGAUGCAUCCUAAGAUGGAGCAGGGACCACUUUACUUUCAGCAUCGCGUUAGAGGUAUUUUGAAUGGGCAUUAUCAGUUGGAGAAGGCAGCUGGAAAGGAAAUCAAUCCAGCGCAGCAUGUCCCUUCUGAUGCUUCUCGAGGGACGGAGAGUGAUAUGGGAUUUUGCUCAGGGUUGGCUUGCGGCAAG
Messenger RNA from Fusarium oxysporum Fo47, 1387 nucleotides. Its product is annotated as Rieske [2Fe-2S] iron-sulfur domain-containing protein. The record is from RefSeq and is a predicted model, not a curated record. The transcript has 2 exons. Gene Ontology annotation, molecular function: 2 iron, 2 sulfur cluster binding; iron ion binding. The annotation marks the transcript as partial. Lineage: Eukaryota; Fungi; Ascomycota; Sordariomycetes; Hypocreales; Nectriaceae.